GGGGCGCUGAAAAGUCAGGAGAGGCUCAGAUCUUCUUUCCCAUGGAUUCCUGCCUUUCCCGAAACCCUGCCAGCAAAUAAGUAUGGGAGGGUUUAUUUUGGAGACACAACUGACCCCUGCCAAAAAAUAAAGCACAAGAAGAGGAAAAGACAGGCUGGAAGACAAGGAAGCUGCGAGGAUCCGCUCGCGGAGGAAAGUGCGGUUUGGGUUCGGGCUGCGGGGCUCCAUUCCCCUGACUUCAGCACCGGAGGGGAUGGACAGCGCCCCUGGGCCCGGCUGCAGCCACAGGGACCAAACUGCGCUGCCGCCCCCGCCGCUACUGUCCUUGCUGCCACUGUCGUCGCCACGGGCAGCUGAGCACCCGGCGACUCGCAGCUAAAAGGCGGUGCCUGCUAAUAGCCCCUGCUGCCCUGUCCCCUUCCUUGAUGGACGGUAAAUAACCCUCCCCAUCCUGCUACACCUAGGUACAGGGCUCUGAGUGCACUUGCUCCAGUUAAACUCUUAACAGCAACUUCAGGAAUAAUCUUUCUAUAGGGGCUGGGAGGCAUGCAGGCAGGAGAGCCAAGUGGAAGUUCUUACAAGCGCUGAGAGCCAUGGGCUCUGCAGCAGGGACUGAAGCACUCAAAGGCCCACGUUCUUGAAACAAGCAGAAUGUUCCGGACUGGAUGGCAAGUAUUUUGGAAAUAGCUUUGUGAGAAGAAGCAGGAGAUCUCCUCAAAGCCGGAAAGACUUCUUUCCUCUACUUGUCAGCGUGGUGAAUUCUGUGCACCCCUAGAAGCUCUAUUUGGAUCGAGAAGACAGUUGGGUGUAGUUGUGCUGGUUAUUGUUGUAUGCUUAAUCGUCAUGGGACUUUAGCCCUCAGACAAACAGUUUUCCUUUCGACUGCUUUCCAGAAUGUUAAGAUUGCCAGAGAAGUGAUUGCAGCAAAGGGAAAUAUUGUUGUACCUAAAUUCAGUUGUUUGAAUCCAUGGCACCAGAACAUAUGGACCCAGUAGGCAGACUCUAUUCUUGAGUUUCAAAGGAUUCUUCUUUUGCAACUUAUGCUGAAAUCAUUUUAAGAUCACUUCCUUUGAGGUGCCAUAGCACAUGGAUUUCAGAACCGCCUGUGAGGAGACAAAGACAGGGAUUUGUUUGCUGCAGGAUGGUAAUCAGGAGCCUUUCAAAGUCCGGCUGCACCUAGCCAAAGACAUUCUGAUCAUCCAGGAGCAGGAUGUGAUAUGCGUGUCUGGUGAGCCUUUCUAUUCUGGUGAAAGAACGGUGACCAUCAGAAGACAAACUGUAGGCGGAUUUGGAUUAAGCAUAAAGGGAGGAGCAGAGCAUAACAUUCCAGUUGUCGUUUCAAAAAUCUCCAAAGAACAAAGAGCGGAACUUUCGGGGCUACUGUUUAUCGGAGAUGCAAUUUUGCAGAUAAAUGGAAUUAAUGUCAGAAAAUGCAGGCAUGAAGAAGUGGUGCAGGUUCUUCGGAACGCUGGGGAAGAAGUGACCUUAACAGUCUCGUUUUUGAAGAGAGCCCCCGCUUUCCUCAAACUCCCAUUGAAUGAAGACUGCGCAUGUGCACCCAGUGACCAGAGCAGUGGCACCUCCUCGCCUCUUUGCGACAGUGGCUUGCAUCUCAACUAUCAUCCCAACAACACGGACUCGCUGUCCUGCUCAUCCUGGCCGACCUCCCCUGGCCUGCGGUGGGAGAAGCGGUGGUGCGACCUCAGGCUCAUCCCGCUGCUGCACUCGCGCUUCUCCCAGUACGUGCCCGGGACGGACCUGAGCCGGCAGAAUGCUUUCCAAGUCAUUGCCGUGGAUGGAGUCUGCACUGGGAUUAUUCACUGCCUCUCCGCUGAAGACUCUGCUGACUGGCUACAAGCAAUAGCAACUAAUAUUUCAAACCUCACAAAGCACAAUAUUAAAAAGAUCAACAGAAACUUUCCUGUAAACCAGCAGAUAGUGUACAUGGGCUGGUGCGAGGCGCGAGAGCAGGACCCCCUUCAAGAUCGAGUGUAUACUCCUACGUUUCUAGCCCUGAGAGGCUCAUGUCUUUACAAGUUCCUGGCACCUCCAGUGACCACCUGGGACUGGACCCGAGCAGAGAAAACAUUCUCAGUUUAUGAGAUUAUGUGCAAGAUUCUCAAGGACAGUGACCUGCUGGACCGGCGGAAACAUUGCUUCACCGUACAGUCCGAAUCUGGGGAGGACCUCUACUUCUCGGUGGAGUUGGAGAGUGACCUCGCCCAGUGGGAAAGAGCAUUCCAAACAGCCACUUUUCUAGAAGUGGAGCGGAUACAGUGCAAGACAUACGCGUGUGUACUGGACAGUCAUCUAAUGGGCCUCACGAUUGACUUCAGCACAGGAUUUAUCUGCUUCGACGCUGCAACAAAGGCUGUACUGUGGAGGUAUAAAUUUUCUCAGCUUAAGGGUUCUUCAGAUGAUGGCAAGAGCAAAAUCAAAUUUUUGUUUCAGAAUCCAGAUACUAAACAGAUUGAAGCAAAGGAGUUGGAAUUUUCAAAUUUAUUUGCUGUUCUUCACUGUAUCCAUUCAUUCUUUGCUGCCAAAGUGGCCUGUUUGGACCCUCUGUUCUUAGGGAAUCAGGCUGCUGCUUCUGCUGCUGCCAGCUCUUCUACCACAAGCAAAGCAAAGUAUGCUACUUGAUAUCCUCAGUCCUGCAGUGACACUUACCGUGACUAAAUAAACAGAAUAAAUAUUAUUAGUCCUUUUACACUCUGGAGAAGCCACAAUAUCCACAAGUCACCAGUGGAGUCAGAAUGAAAUUUCAGCAGAAAAAAAGAUCAUGAGGAAACUUAUACACAUUCCCAAACCAGGAAGCAUCUGUAAAUUAUUCGAAGUGGAGACAAGAGCCUAUUCUCCUUUAGUUAACUUGCAUUUACACACUGCUUUCACCAAAGGUGGAGACAAAAGAAUGAAUGGAAUGAAGAAUUCUGUAAAUAAUAUAAAAAUUGUAAGCUACCUAUAAAUAAAAAUGCCAAUCAAAUGGUUAUUUCUGUAUUUUAGAUUAUUUUGUAUGACAAAUACAUAUUGGGCCAGAUCAUGAACUAAUGCCCUCUCAUUGAUUGUAUUAUGAGUGUAAAGAGAUAAAAAACAAAAUGACAGCAAGGAGCAUGCAAAAAUUCUCAUCCAAAGGAAGCACUUUAAUUUGCUGAUGUAAAUUUUUCCUUGUAUUCUUAAUCCACACUGGCAUUCUAAUUUUGCUUAUCUGACUGUGAAGUAUUUUAGGAACUGCAUAAAAAUAGUCAUUCUGCUCUAUGACAGACACAGUAAAAACUAGACUACUUCUCCCAAACACACGAGUAAUGUGUUAAUUAUGAAUGGUGGAAAUAUUUACGAAUCUCUUGUUCCUUCCUUCAUUUUAAACAGAUUUAUAUUUUACCUAAUUAAAUUUAUUAUCAUGUUAAAGUUUCAUAGAUUUUCAGUGACCCUAAAAAUCUUUUAUAAAGUACUGUCAACAAAUAUCAUUGUAAGAAAAAAUUUGUAACCCUAUCUCUACUAAUUAAUCAUGAACUGAAAUGGCCCUACCAAGCAGUCUCAUAGCUAUAUUGAUGUUAGAAAAUAAUAGUUUUCCAUUCGAGUAAUGUCUUAUUAGAAGUUAAGGUAAGAUUUGAGAAGAAAAGUUAAGAGCUGAAUCAUUUAUUUUUAUUUGUUUGGUUUUUUUUUUCCAGUACCAGGAAUCAAACUCAGGACCUUGCACUUGCCAGGCAGGUGCUGUGCCACUGAGCUAAAUCCACAGCCCUGAAAAGCUGAAUCUUACCAUGUCAUAAAAAAUGAUUAAGCAAUGACAACCUAGGUAUUUUAUUUUAGAAUUAUAAAUGUGAAGAAACUGCAGAUUUGCAAGUCUUAGAGGUAUGCACCUACAUUUAGGAGUCAGGGUCUUAUAUCAUUAGUUGUGUGAAGUGGGUAAACUUCCAUAUCACUAAAGCUUUUUUGACAUCUGCUUUUAAAUAACCAGCUGUUUAUUCAAAUACUUAAAAAUUUCACUUUUUAAAACUGACUCACAUAUUCCCAUCUAAACCAAACACUAGAUAUAUUUUUGUGAAGAUGAGCAAAUAUCUAAUAAAAAUUGUUCAAUUUCCUU
This is a messenger RNA of Chinchilla lanigera (long-tailed chinchilla), 4078 nucleotides long. RefSeq names its product syntrophin, gamma 1 (gene Sntg1). The record is from RefSeq and is a predicted model, not a curated record. Lineage: Eukaryota; Metazoa; Chordata; Mammalia; Rodentia; Chinchillidae. Gene Ontology annotation, cellular component: dystrophin-associated glycoprotein complex; intracellular anatomical structure. Gene Ontology annotation, molecular function: structural molecule activity; protein binding. Bases 1087 to 2640 code for a protein of 517 amino acids. The transcript has 21 exons.